CCAAACAAUAAAUAUUUUGUAGAAAUGAGUCAAUGAAUUCAAGCGAGAGAUCGUUCUCCUUUCUAUUUCCCCAAGCAACAACCUACGCCACCAUACCUGGAAUCAAAAUCCCAAGCUCAUCCGAAGGGAAGACAUUUCUUUAUCAGAAAAACCUCUUUCCUGUGAAAGCAAGUCAAUUAAAACCAAACACAUAAAAUAAGCAUUCCAACAAGAAUACCAUUGACACUCCAACGCAUCCUCACCUUCCCACCCUUCUUCCUUGCUUUACAAAUCUUCCUCAUUCAAUACCAAAAAACUGUACAAUAAAACAACAUUGGGAAGGACGAGGAGGAAGAAACCAAAGAAAGAACAGAGAUUGAUAGAAAAUGAGGGAUUUUGCUCUUCGCCCUUUUGUGUUUUGGGUAUUGCUGAUGGCUGUUCCUGCAUUUGGGCAGGAUCAGCAAACGCACCAGCAGUCCGAGAGAAUUUCAGGCAGUGCUGGUGAUGUUCUUGAGGAUGACCCAGUUGGGAGAUUGAAAGUGUUCAUUUAUGAGCUACCAAGUAAAUACAACAAGAAGAUUCUUGCAAAAGAUCCCAGGUGUCUCACCCAUAUGUUUGCAACAGAGAUCUUUAUGCAUCGGUUUCUACUCUCCAGUCCUGUGCGCACGUUGAACCCAGAGGAGGCUGACUGGUUCUACACGCCAGUGUAUACUACGUGUGAUCUCACUCCAAAUGGCUUGCCAUUGCCCUUCAAAUCACCCCGAAUGAUGAGAAGUGCCAUUCAGUAUAUUUCCACUAACUGGCCAUAUUGGAAUCGCACAGAGGGAGCAGAUCACUUCUUUGUGGUGCCACAUGAUUUUGGUGCAUGUUUUCAUUACCAAGAAGAAAAAGCGAUUGAAAGAGGCAUUUUACCAUUGCUGCAGCGUGCCACAUUGGUUCAGACGUUUGGGCAACGGUACCAUGUUUGUCUGAAGGAAGGCUCCAUUACAGUUCCACCUUAUGCUCCUCCACAAAAAAUGCAGGCACACUUGAUACCACCUAGUACUCCUCGAUCGAUCUUUGUUUACUUUCGUGGUCUUUUUUAUGAUGUGGGCAAUGAUCCUGAAGGUGGUUACUAUGCAAGGGGUGCAAGAGCAUCAGUAUGGGAAAAUUUUAAAGACAACCCUCUUUUUGACAUUUCUACCGAGCAUCCUGCCACCUAUUAUGAGGACAUGCAACGAGCCGUUUUUUGCUUGUGUCCAUUGGGCUGGGCACCUUGGAGUCCAAGACUUGUGGAAGGUGUGAUAUUUGGUUGUAUUCCGGUAAUAAUAGCUGAUGAUAUUGUGCUACCUUUUGCUGAUGCUAUCCCCUGGGAAGAAAUUGGAGUUUUUAUUGAAGAGAAAGAUGUACCUAACCUGGACAGUAUUCUCACAUCAAUUCCACCAGAGGUCAUAUUGAGGAAGCAGCGACUACUUGCAAAUCCUGCUAUGAAGCAAGCUAUGCUGUUUCCUCAACCUGCUCAACCAGGAGAUGCCUUUCAUCAGAUUUUAAAUGGUUUAGCUCGCAAACUUCCCCAUGAUAGCAGUGUUUACUUGAGGCCAAAUCAGAAAUUAUUGAACUGGACAGCAGGACCUGUUGGUGAUCUGAAGCCCUGGUAACAUGCAGAAUUGGUUGGUCAACUGCCAAAGUACCUUCAGUGAAUCUCAAUAUGGGUUUAAAGGCAAUAGCCAUCUCCAUUCUUCCAUCUCUUAUCAUGCUGAAGUUAUACACAGAUGACAUAUGAGUUUUCUUAGUUGUACCAUUUUUAAGAAUUCUUGAUUCUGUACAAUAGCAGGAGCAUUAGUUUUACAAGCUGCAUUCUGUGUUUUAGAUUCUUGAUUUUGUAAAGAAUCCAAUGGCCAAAAAUGAAACUAUAUGUUUUAAUUCUCUGGUGUGCAUGCAUUCCAUUGACGAGGUUUGAAUGCAAUCCACUGAUAGACUUAUACAUGUAUGUUUAAUACUACAAUAUUUACCAAGUCUAUUAAUUAA
This is a messenger RNA of Cryptomeria japonica (Japanese cedar), 1986 nucleotides long. RefSeq names its product probable beta-1,4-xylosyltransferase IRX10L. The record is from RefSeq and is a predicted model, not a curated record. The transcript has 4 exons. NCBI's taxonomy places the organism in Eukaryota, Viridiplantae, Streptophyta, Pinopsida, Cupressales, Cupressaceae. The coding region runs from base 366 to 1616 and encodes 416 amino acids. Gene Ontology annotation, molecular function: glycosyltransferase activity. Gene Ontology annotation, biological process: plant-type secondary cell wall biogenesis; glucuronoxylan biosynthetic process.